This is a messenger RNA of Drosophila obscura, 1139 nucleotides long. It is a transcript of the gene Elp5, whose product is annotated as elongator complex protein 5. Gene Ontology annotation, biological process: tRNA wobble uridine modification. Gene Ontology annotation, molecular function: tRNA binding. Gene Ontology annotation, cellular component: nucleus; cytosol; elongator holoenzyme complex. Lineage: Eukaryota; Metazoa; Arthropoda; Insecta; Diptera; Drosophilidae. The coding region runs from base 178 to 1017 and encodes 279 amino acids. The transcript is spliced from 3 exons. The record is from RefSeq and is a predicted model, not a curated record.
GAUAACUACGGCUUCUGGUAUUUCGUGCAGCGUGCCACAAUAAAAUACCGCAGCGAACAAAACACACUAACGCCGCUUGGUUGCUAACGUCUUCAACAACAACAACAAAGCAAAGUGUACAAAUUUUGUACGAUUUCUCAGUUCUCACAUAAAUAGUUAUAAAUAAAUGCACAUAGAAUGCUGUCCAACCUGCUGGUGACCAAACAGAAGGUGGUCCUCAUAAUAGAUGAACUAAAUCGGGAGCGCAUUGCCCUUAGGUUCAUUGACAGUUUGCUGCACGAGCAGGGACAGGAGGCGGGCACUAUCAAGACGCUGCCAAUUGGCAAUCUGAGGCACGUGUCCAGCUACCAGGCGCUGCUGAAUGAGUGCGGCAACAACAACAACAACAAUAACAACAACAACCAGUCUGGAGAAGCCGCGGAUUUCAAAUCCGUUCCUGCCACGGUUAUGGGGGCCAGCACAAAGGCCGAAUACAAUGUGAUACUGCCCACAUUGGCCGACCUGCUGUGCUACCAGACACCCGCGUACAUCUUCAGCUUCAUCAACAGGCUGCGUCGCUCGGAGCACGUGAGACGCGUGUUCCUCUGGGCCUCGCCGCAGCACUUGCAGCAUCACCAUGCGCAGUACAUACUCGCCGGCUGCGAGUAUCUGGCCGAGUUGAUUCUCCGCCUGGAGACGGAGACCCUCAUGUCGCUGAUAUCGCGCAAGCCCGGCGGCGGGGUCUCCAACAAACGCUACGCCUGCCAGGUGACCAAAACGGAGUUUCAUGUGACGCCUCUGGACGGACAAGCAGCAGUUGGUUCGCCCAAGCAGCCAUCGCCGGAGGCUGAACAGACAGCAGAGCCGGCCAGCAGCACCUUCAAAAUAGAGCUUGACGAGGAUGAAGUAGUGGCGCGUAACGCUCUCACAUUGCCAUACGAACGCACCAGCGAGCCGGCCGAGGGCAACAUCAUUUACACACCCGAUGCCGACGAUGAUUUCGACGACGAGGAUCCCGAUGAGGAUCUGUGCAUCUAAUGUGCGCCCCAGCAGCGAACGGCAGUACAAAUAGCCUUGGCUUUAAGUCUAUUUAAGUCUAAACCUACUUAACACAUAGAAUACCUGCAAGGAGCAAGGUCCGGUCCAGAAUUCCACCCCCC